UCCUCUCCAUCUUGUUUCAGGUCCAGAAUGGGGGCCAUGUCUGUCUGGGUCUCAGGCCUCCUGAUUCUCCAGAUGCUGCUCUUUGUGGCUGGGGAACAGGGCACACAGGACGCCACUGCUGCUGCCACUGCUGAGAAGGGGCUCCACAUGCAGAAGGUGGGGUCUGGGUCGGUGCGGGCUGCGCUGGCAGAGCUGGUGGCCCUGCCCUGUCUCUUCACCUUGAGGCCACGGCCAGGUGCAGCCAGAGAAGCCCCUCGGAUCAAGUGGACCAAGGUGCGGACUGCAUCAGGCCAACGGCAGGACUUGCCCAUCCUAGUGGCCAAGGACAACGUGGUUCGAGUGGCCAAGGGCUGGCAGGGACGCGUGUCACUACCUGCCUACCCGCGGCACCGGGUCAACGCCACGUUGCUACUGGGGCCACUGAGGGCCAGCGACUCCGGGCUGUACCGCUGCCAGGUGGUGAGGGGCAUCGAGGAUGAGCAGGACCUGGUGCCCCUGGAAGUGACGGGUGUUGUGUUCCACUACCGAGCAGCCCAGGAUCGCUACUCGCUGACCUUCGCUGAGGCCCAGGAGGCCUGCCGUCUCAACUCGGCCACCAUUGCAGCCCCGCGGCACCUGCAGGCUGCCUUCGAGGAUGGCUUUGACAACUGUGAUGCCGGGUGGCUCUCUGACCGCACUGUUCGGUAUCCUAUCACCCAGUCCCGUCCUGGUUGCUAUGGUGACCGUAGCAGCCUUCCAGGGGUGAGGAACUAUGGGAGGCGAGACCCACGGGAACUCUACGAUGUGUAUUGCUUUGCCCGUGAGCUGGGGGGCGAGGUCUUCUACGUAGGCCUGGCCCGCCGCCUGACACUGUCCGGCGCGCGUGCCCAGUGCCGCCGCCAGGGCGCCGUGCUGGCCUCGGUUGGACAGCUUCACCUGGCCUGGCAUGAGGGCCUGGACCAGUGCGACCCGGGCUGGCUGGCCGACGGCAGCGUGCGCUACCCGAUCCAGACGCCGCGCCGGCGCUGUGGGGGCCCAGUCCCUGGCGUGCGCACCGUCUAUAGCUUCGCCAACCGCACCCGCUUCCCGGCGCCGGGAGAGCGCUACGACGCCUACUGCUUCCGAGCUCAUCACCCUACAUCACAACGUGGAAACCCAGAGACCCCGUCGUCUGGGGAUGAGGGGGAGAUUCUGUCAGCAGAAGGGCCCCCCGCCCAAGAACUGGAGACCAGCCUGGAGGAGGAGGAGGAGGUAGUCACCCCAGACUUCCAGGAGCCUCUGGUGUCCAGUGGGGAAGAAGAGCCUCUGAUCUUGGCAGAGAAGCAGGAGUCUCUAGAGACCCCCAGUCCUGCCACUGGGGGCCUCACACUAGCCUCAAGGCCUGCUCUGGAGGCUGAGGAGGUGUGGCUGAGCACGGUGUCCCCCGCCCCCAGCAACGUGGAGGCAGGCACUGCGGUGGGCAUGCACACAGAGGCAACCCCAGCCAGCCCCACGCCCAGGAGGAGGGGGCGCUUUAAAGGGUUGAAUGGGCGCCACUUCCAGCAACAGGAACCCCAGCGAGGGCUGAAGGGGGUGCUCCAGGCCAGCGUCCAGCCCCCCACCCCAGAGGUUGCUGGGAAUUACGUGGAGCCUCCCCUGGCCACAGGAGCCACUGACGCCUUGGGGAGUGGCCGGAGCCAAAGCCCCUGGGCUGUGCUGACCAAUGAGGUGGAUGUGCCUGGAGCUGGUUCCCCUGGUGGCAGGAGCCCCCCAGAGCCCUGGCUGUGGCCCCCAACCAUGGUCCCACCCAUCACCCUUGGCCUGGAACUAGAGGAAGCCAAGGGCCCCAGUGUGAGGCCAGCCACCCCCGACCUGCCCUGGUCCUCCUCGGAGGCCACUGCCUUGGCUCCCAACCCCUUGAAGGGCCCCAGCACUGCCCGCUGGGAGGCUUCUCCCACAGUCAUUUCUCCAGACCUCCCUGUCAUAGCCAUGCUUCGUGCCCCCAAACUGUGGCUCCUGUCACACCCUACGCCCCUCCCCACUGAUGCCAGUGAGGUAAAGGGGUAUAGUGAAGCCAUGGCUGCUGCCCCACCCUCCCCUGCCUCAGAGAUCGAGGCCAGCCCCCAGGAUCCCAUCCAUCCAGAAGUGUAUUCCCUGCCCUCCUCCUUGGGCCUGACGGGACAAGGUGGAGAGGCCACUCCUACAGCUGCUUUUCAGGCAGCCACAGACACACAAGCUGGAGCUGGUCCUAACUCCUUCAGAGCAGACUUCGGAAAAACUGGGGGGACCAGACCUACUGGGCUCAGCAAAGCUGAGCACCCCAGAUCCAACCCACAGGCUUCUGUGGAUGGGAAUGUGGUGGCGGCCGUCACUCCCACUGAGACUGCCACUGAGCCCAUGGGAGCCAGAGGCAUCUUGGGGUCUGAGUCUGGGGUCUUCAACACAGCAGAGACCCCCACUUCCAGCUUGCAGGCCAACUUGGACGAGGCACAGGGCAUGUGGCCGUCACUGCACAGUGAAGGGCUAGACCCCCAUUCCCCAUCUGCACCCUUGGGGGUCCCUGGGGUCUCCUUGAUGCCCAAGGUCACCCCGCGUUUGGAGCCUUCGGCUGCUACAGAUGGAGAAGCCACAGUGGGUCCCAUGGAUUCCAUGGCCGCACUAGACACCAGCGGUGCUGGUGGGAAUUGGAAACCUGGAUCCUACGUGGUUGAGGGAGCUGAAAGCCCCACCUUGAGCCCUCAAACGGCUGUGGAUACAAGUGUGGUGAUGUCCCUCAUGUCCCUGGAUCUGGGGGACAAGGUUGGGGUCCUGGCCAUGCCCACAAUGGCCUCCUCAAGCUCCCAACCCCGUCCAGAGCCGGAGGGCCAGAUGGUGACCCAGGGCACCCUGAGAGGCUUGGAGCCUCCACAUGAGGGCAGCCCCUCAGGGGAGCCCGCUCUUCCUCCUUGGACACCGACAGCAGCCAGCAAGGACAAGCCCAUUUCGGUUUCCUCGGGAGAGCCUAUAGUGCCGUGGGACUCCCCCAGCACUCUGCUGCCUGCCUCCCUGGGUCCAGAGGAGUUUGAGCUGGAGGUCCUGGCGGGGAGCCCAGGUGUGGAGAGCUUCUGGGAGGAGGCAGCAAGUGGAGAGGAGCCAGCCCUGCCAGGAACCCCUGCGAAUGGGAGUGCAGAGGAGGUCCCCUUGGAUCCCUGUGAGAACAACCCUUGCCUGCAUGGGGGCACCUGUAAAGCCAAUGGCACCAUGUAUGGCUGUAGCUGUGACCAGGGCUUUGCUGGAGAGAACUGUGAGAUCGAUAUAGAUGACUGCAUCUCCAGCCCCUGUGAGAAUGGAGGCACCUGCAUCGACGAGGUGAAUGCCUUCGUCUGCCUUUGCCUCCCCAGCUACGGGGGCAGCCUCUGUGAGAAAGACACAGAGGGCUGUGACCAUGGCUGGCACAAGUUUCAGGGCCACUGCUACCGCUACUUCGCCCAUCGGCGGGCAUGGGAGGAUGCCGAGAGGGAUUGCCGCCGUCGAGCCGGCCAUCUGACCAGCAUCCACUCACCCGAAGAACACGGCUUCAUUAACAGUUUUGGGCGUGAAAACACGUGGAUCGGCCUAAACGACAGGAUCGUGGAGAGGGAUUUCCAGUGGACGGACAACACGGGACUGCAAUAUGAGAACUGGAGAGAGAACCAGCCCGACAAUUUCUUCGCGGGUGGGGAGGACUGUGUGGUGAUGGUGGCACAUGAGAGCGGGCACUGGAAUGAUGUUCCCUGCAACUACAACCUCCCCUAUGUCUGUAAGAAGGGCACAGUGCUGUGUGGUCCCCCUCCAGCAGUGGAGAACGCUUUGCCCAUCGGUGCCCGCAAGGCCAAGUAUAAUGUCCACGCCGCUGUACGCUACCAGUGCGACGAAGGAUUUGCCCAGCACCACGUGGCCAUCAUCCGAUGCCGGAGCAAUGGCAAAUGGGACCGGCCCCAAAUUGUCUGCACCAAACCCAGACGAUCCCAUCGGAUGCGGCGACACCAUCACCACCACCAACACCACCACCAGCAUCACCACCACAAAUCGCGCAAGGAGCGCAGAAAACACAAGAAGCACCCAGCAGAGGACUGGGAGAAGGAAGAAGGGAAUUUCUGCUGAAGAACCAGGCAAAAGAAAGCACAAUCCCCUUCCCACACCUCCCCUGGAGCCUUCACCUGGGGAGGCAGAGCCCAGAGAGAAACAAGAGGGUCCGGAAGCCCCUGAGUCCCAAACCACA
Molecule: messenger RNA, 4198 nt
Organism: Kogia breviceps (pygmy sperm whale)
Lineage: Eukaryota; Metazoa; Chordata; Mammalia; Artiodactyla; Physeteridae
Source: RefSeq, a predicted model, not a curated record